AUGCAACAAGCAAUUUCAUAUAAAAACAUCCUCUUUCAAUAGCUUAUAAUAUUUCAACUACAAACAUUUUAAGUUUCCACUAAUCAUGGGUCUAAUCGCCUGUAGAGCGUGUGUGUUUGUUUUGGUAUUUGCUUUGGUCACAAAUUUUACUAUGGGAGACACAGAGUUUGGUGAUGAGAAGCCCUUGUUUUCUCACCCUCACCCUCGUCCUCUCCUCCACAAGAAGGGCUUCAAAAAAGGCUUCGGCGACUUAGGUGGUGGUAUCAGCGGUGGAGGCGGCUUUGGAGCAGGUGGCGGUUGGAUUGGAGGCAGUGUUGGAGGCUUUGGUGGAGGAAUAGGCAGUGGAUUUGGUGGAGGAGGAUUCGGAGGUGGAGUCGGAAAAGGAGUUGAUGGCGGAGCCGGUAAAGGAGUUGAUGGUGGAGCCGGAAAAGGAUUUGAUGGAGGAAUCGGUAAAGGAGUUGACGGUGGAGCUGGAAAAGGAUUUGACGGAGGAGCCGGUAAAGGAUUUGAUGGAGGAGCCGGUAAAGGAUUUGAUGGCGGAGUCGGAAAAGGAUUUGAGGGCGGAGUCGGUAAAGGAUUUGACGGCGGAGCCGGUAAGGGAGUUGACGGUGGAGCCAUAGGAGGAAUCGGCGGAGGAGCCGGUAAAGAAAUUGGCGGAGGAAUCGGCGGUGGAGGUCACUGAGAAUUUGUUAAACCGUAAUGUGCAUUGAUAAGAAGCUAAAAUCCAAUGCAUGUAUAUGUUGUCAUUUAUGAAAUCUCUAAUUCGUUAAAAUUUAAAUAUGCAAUAAUAACUGAAAUGUAUGUCAUUUCUCUUUAGUUUGUUUUCCUCUUUGAAAUGAUUGUAUCUUGCUUCUUCGUGUAAAUAAAGUGAAUAACGAUUAAACAAA
Molecule: messenger RNA, 887 nt
Organism: Arabidopsis lyrata subsp. lyrata
Lineage: Eukaryota; Viridiplantae; Streptophyta; Magnoliopsida; Brassicales; Brassicaceae
Product: glycine-rich protein 23
Exons: 1
Coding region: 86-682 (198 amino acids)
Source: RefSeq, a predicted model, not a curated record